CUUACUCUUUUUUCCUGAAUCUUAUUUCGAGUUCAAAGUUCAUCAAUGGAGGAAGAGAAAGCAGCUGCAUACUAUGACGAGCUCACUAGGAAAGGUUCCGGAGCAGCAAGAUUCAAGCAAGGUCUUGGUUUCUCCUCCGGCGCCGAAGGAAGUAACCACGAUGAUGUCCCUACCAGAGGAUCGUCACUCCUCUCUUCUUCCUCAUCUUUUCUCAGCAGCUUCGUUAGGGCUUCGAGUCCAUCUAAGACAGAAGAUAUCCAUAAGAAAGUACAGAUUGAGACAAUCCAGAACAAGCUCAAGAAGAAAACACACGCCUCUGACAACCAGAAAUCCUCUAGGGUUUUGGAUGAUCGUAGUCGUGACAGGAGACGGUCGACUGAAAGAGAGAGGGACAAUGUUAAGUAUAGAGACCGAGAUAGACAUUCUAGGCAGAGGAGCCGGAGUUUGAGCCCGCACCGACGACGGUCUUCCAGCAGAGAUAGGAAUAGAGAUAGGAAUAGAGAUAGAGAUAGAGAUAGAGAUAGAGAUAGAGAUAGACGGAGAAGGAGAAGCCGGUCUAGAGAAAGGAGGAGAAGUAGAAGUGACUCUCCUCGUAGAAAUGGAGUGAAGAAUACGAAGCAUGAUAGUAAAGAGAGAGCAGCAACUAGUACUGUAAAGGACAAGAUUGGUGUGGUUGGUUAUGCAAAGAUGAUUGAUGGCUAUGACAAUAUGUCUGCAGUUGAAAGACUCAAAGCCAAGAUGAAGUUUCAGCUUUCUGAAGCAGCUGAGACAGAUACAAUUAAUAAGGGCAUGGGUCCUGGAUGGGAGCGAUUUGAGUUCAACAAAGAUGCCCCACUUGACGAUGAGGAAAUUGAAGCAGCUGUUGAAGAUGAUGCAGCAAUAGUGAAGAGGAUAGGGCAAAGUUUCCGGCUCUCUGCAGUCAAGGCAAAAAGGGAGGAACAAAUUAAGAUGGCUCAUGAUGAAGCUAUAUUUGGAACCUCUUCUUCUGUUAGAAUAAUAGAAGAUGAUGCGGAAGAAGAUGACAAUACAGACGCCAUACCUGCCGCCGCAAGUCUUGUCAACGAAAGAGUACUUGUAAUGCAACAAGGAUCCUGGCGUGAUCGUGCCCCCAGACGGUCGUAAGAACCAAUCAAUCUUAUUGGAUGAAAAGUGAGAAUAUCUUGGUUUGGAUGAAUUUGAGAUUUGUUAGGUGUGUUUCUACACAUGAGAACAAUCUAAGUGAGUUGAAAUGGUAGUUUUUUAAAAAAACAGAAAAAAUUAUUGUAUGAAUACUAGAGUUUAACUUUACAUUUUUGUUCAAUGUCAAAUUAAUAAAUUAGAGUUUUAUUAUGUAUAACUUUAAGAGAUAUUAUUGGGUUAUUUGUGAGUUUUUUUUUUUUGUCACAAUUA
Messenger RNA from Impatiens glandulifera, 1389 nucleotides. Its product is annotated as zinc finger CCCH domain-containing protein 13. Gene Ontology annotation, biological process: alternative mRNA splicing, via spliceosome. The record is from RefSeq and is a predicted model, not a curated record. The coding region runs from base 46 to 1122 and encodes 358 amino acids. Lineage: Eukaryota; Viridiplantae; Streptophyta; Magnoliopsida; Ericales; Balsaminaceae. The transcript has 6 exons. Gene Ontology annotation, cellular component: nucleus; cytoplasm.